Gallus gallus (chicken) is the source of this 3389-nucleotide messenger RNA. RefSeq names its product RAS protein activator like 3 (gene RASAL3). The transcript has 19 exons. Lineage: Eukaryota; Metazoa; Chordata; Aves; Galliformes; Phasianidae. The record is from RefSeq and is a predicted model, not a curated record. Bases 51 to 3314 code for a protein of 1087 amino acids. Gene Ontology annotation, biological process: regulation of GTPase activity.
GGGGAAGCCACGGCAGGAACCGGGUGUCAGAAGAGGCAGCGAGCAGUGAGAUGGAAGUGGAGAAGCCCCCCCAAACUGCUGAGACACCAACACUGCUGAAGACGUACCGAUGGCGAACGGCAGCACCCGUGGGCGAGAGGGACCCCGAGCGGUGCAGCGCAUCCCCGGGAGGUCGGCACUGGAGCCGGCUGCAGGGCUGGAAGCAUUCCUACAGCCAACCCGAAUCCGAGAGCCUCGACGAUGGCGUUGGGAAGGGCAGCUCCAACCUGGGGGCACCCAAAGCCAGUGCCCGUCGGUCCCUCUUCCAGCGGGCGUUCUCAGCGCCCUCCAAGAUGGCCAAGGAGCCGCGCAGCCCCGAGGGUGGCAAGGGCACCCUACAGAAGUACCUGCGCUCCAUGUCCAAGAAGAAGGGCCAUGUGGAGAACGGGGCCAGGGCUGAGAAGGGGUCCAAUGAGGGCAUCCCAGCCCCAGAGAGCACCCACGGUGCCCCCUCCAUCCCAAUGCCUCCUCCAGCACCCGAUGUCACAGUGUGGGACGUCUCCAACUUCUCGCUGGUAGACAGACAGCUGGUCCAUGUGGGUCGGGACGAGGAGACUUCGUGCAGGAACAGGAACCGGACCGGGAGCUCCGAGAGCAGCAGCCUGCACCCAGCGGGUGGCAGGAGGGACACCGACCCUGAGGAGAGGAGCGCGAGGACAGCGGGGAAAGGCACCGACAGCGACGGCUCCACCACCUCACAGUUCAGCAAUGUGAAGGGACUGCUGUGGAAGCGGCUGCGGGAGCGGAAAGGUCGCAUUGUGGCCAAAAAUGAGAGCUCAGCAGCGGUCGGCACAGAUGGAGAAAGGGCCCCGAGCCGCAGCGGUUCCCACGAAUCCCUGCUGCCAGCGCCCAGCGCAGCCGAGCUGGACCUCAGCGGGGAGAACGUCAUCGUGCGCCCCGUGCACGGCAGCAUCGUGGGCGAGAAAUUCUGCUUCCAGAUCAUCACGGGUGGGCACAGCCGCUCCUUCGGGUGCAGCUCCUUGGCUGAACGCGACCGCUGGAUUGAGAACCUGCGCCGCACGGUGCAGCCCAACAAGGACAACUGCGAGCGCCUGGAGCUGGCCCUGAGCCUGUGGGUGUACGAGGCACGGGAUCUGCCACCCCGCCGCCGCCUCCGGUGCCACCUCCACCUGGACGGCACGCUCUUCGCCCGCACCACCGCCAAAGUGGCCGGUCCCGACGGCGAGCUCUUCUGGGGCGAGCUCUUCCAGCUGGCUGCCCUGCCUCCCUCCCGCGCCCUCACCCUCUCUCUUUGCCGCGAUGAUCAGGGCCACCCCAGCCAGACGGUGGCAUCUGUCACCGUCCCUUUGACCGAGCUGGCGGCUGCCCGGCAGCCCUUGGAGAGGUGGUACCCAUUGAGCGGUCACGGCGGCAACGAACGGGCGCCGGCAGUGCGGGUGCGCGGGCGGUACCGGGAGGUGCGGGUGCUGCCCAUCGUACGCUACAAGGAGUUGGCCGAGUUCAUCACCUUCCACUACCGGGAGCUGUGCGCCCGUCUGGAGCCCACCAUCGCCGUGAGACACAAGGAGGAGCUCGCCGGCGCCUUGGUGCGCGUCCUGCAGAGCACCGGGAAAGCCAAGGAGUUCCUCAUUGACCUCGGCGUGGCCGAGUUGGACCGCUUUGAUGACCGGGAGUCGCUGAUCUUCCGCGAGAACACAUUGGCCACCAAAGCCAUUGAUGAAUACAUGAAGCUGGUGGGGGGCAAAUAUCUCCAGGACACGCUGGGUGAGGCUGUGGCCCAACUCUGCUCCUCGGAUGACAGCUGUGAAGUCGAUCCCAGCAAAUGUGGUGGCCCCGACCUCUCCGACAACCAGAACAACCUGCGGCAGGUCUGCGAGGAGACCCUCCAGCGCAUCGCCACGUCCUGCGACACCUUCCCGGCGGAGCUGGGUGAGAUCUUCGCAGCGUGGCAGGAGGAGUGCGCGGCGCGGGGCAAGGCGGCCAUCGGGCAGCGCUUGGUCUCAGCCUCGCUCUUCCUGCGGUUCCUCUGCCCCGCCAUCAUGUCCCCAAGUCUCUUUGGCCUCGUCCAGGAGUACCCGAGCGAGGCCACCGCCCGUACCCUCACCCUGGUGGCCAAGGUCAUCCAGAACCUGGCCAACUUCACCACGUUUGGUGAGAAGGAGGCCUACAUGGGCUUCAUGAACGAGUUCCUGGAGCAUCACUGGAGCACCAUGACAGCCUUCCUGAGGAGCGUGGCCAGCCCUGAGAGCAGCGGCCAUGUGGCCACCUACGACGGCUAUGUGGACCUGGCCCUGGAGCUUGCCACCCUGCACCUCCUGCUCUGCGAUAUCUUCUCCAGCCUGGACCAGGCCACGCAGGAGGAGCUGGAGCCGCUACCCACCAUCCUCAACGCCAUCAGGGAGGGCACCCCGGUCCCUGUCUCCGUCCAGCUCAGCUCCAUCACGGGGCGAAGCCCGGAGAGCUUCAAGCCGGGCUUCGUGCCGCCGCGGGACCUCAGCAAGCACAGCCCUCUCAUCAAGAGCCAAUCGCUCAUCAGCAUCCGCCGCGUCCGCAGCCGGGAGGAUGGGACGGACGUGGAACCGACACCGGUACCGGUACCGUCACCGCGAUCCAGUCGGGAGCGUAGGAACGUGCAGCGCACUCAGAGCGUCCCGGCACAGAACAAAGCUGCCCGGCGUCUGCGCAAGCAGAGCAGCGUUGAGCACAUGGCAGAACCGAUGGGAAGGGAUGGACCGAGGUCCUCUGUGCACCGCGAGGGCACUGGCCGUUCCAAGCUGCGCCCGUCGGCGUCACUGACACGGAAAUUCACGGUGCCGUGGCAGCGCUACGCUGAGGAGGUGUCAGUGGCACAGGGUGAGCUCUACGCCAUCCGCCCGCUGGAGAAGCAGCACGGGCGGCAGAUCGAGGCGCUGCAGAAGGAGGUGGCUGAAGGCCAGGAGAGGCUGCAGGUGCUGGAGGAGAAGGUGGGUGAGCUGGAAGGCGAGCAGCGUGGGCUGCAGCAGGAGCAGAGCCAGCGCCGAGAGCUGCUGGAGUGCCUGAGGCUGCAGAUGGAGGAGGGCAACGCACGGAUGGCCAACCUGGGUGCCAGGCUGACGGCAGCUGAAGGGACCCGCAAGAAGGACCUGGAGAGGCUGAAGGCCAGCGAGGACCGGGGCAGAGCGAUGGAGAGCCGCUUGGUGGCACUGGAACGGGAGCACAGCGAGCUGCGGGAUGCCAUUGCCCGGCUGCUGGGCCACCCCGGCAGGAUGGGACGGCGGCCACCAGCACAGAGCUGGGACGAGGGUGGGGACGAGGGACAAGCCACCAGUGUGUGACUUCGGAUGUCCCCAAGGUCCUGAUCUCGGUGGGUUUCUGUCCCUCAGCAAUAAACACUGUUGGUGUCACUGUGA